This is a messenger RNA of Ostrea edulis (European flat oyster), 6059 nucleotides long. Its product is annotated as trichohyalin-like. Bases 336 to 3239 code for a protein of 967 amino acids. The transcript is spliced from 23 exons. The record is from RefSeq and is a predicted model, not a curated record. Lineage: Eukaryota; Metazoa; Mollusca; Bivalvia; Ostreida; Ostreidae. Gene Ontology annotation, biological process: smoothened signaling pathway.
AACUUCCGUUCAGUUCACCUCUGUCUGUCGGUUUAUCGAAUAAAACUUAUGAAACGUCUUUGUGAAUUAACCAUGUAAAAAAUACAUCCAUAUAUAUGCACAUUUGCCAAAUAUAGAAUGUAACCGGAUAUUUAAGAUUUAUCGACUGUAUUCUUAUUUUAUUUUUUCUAACAUCGCAACAAGUUAUUUACAAAUGGCGUCUAAUUUUAAAUGCAAAAUAUUGCUUUGGAAGUAAGAACCGAAGUUAGAUUAUAUUGGAUGUCAAAGCGAUAAGUUGUGUGCUUCCAGGAAAAUAGCAGAUGACAAUAAUUUGAAGGAAGAGUGAACAACCAACCAUGGCAUCCUCGGGGAAUUACUACAACUUCUAUCCCAGUGAAAUGUGUGUGCCAGUCACUGUUGAUUUAGUACAGGAGGAUUUCUCAGUCGAUUCGGCAUGGAUGGCAGGUGCUUUUUUUCUUGGAUUAUUUCUUGGUGCGCUUUUCACAGCAAUAUGUGUUCCUUUCUGUUUGAAAGAUCUGGAGAAGAAAAAGAGACAAGAAGAUGAAGAAGCCAUGUUAAAGGAAGCAGAAACUACCCAAACAACAGCAUAUCUGGUCAAGAAAAAAUCUCCUGGAGACAAGACAGACCGCAGUCAGACUGGGAAGUCUGGCAGAGGUGGAAAGAAAGUCACAAAGAGGGAGAUUGAGGGAGAAUCUGGUGAGGAGGAUGAGAGUCGACCUUUACUGGUCACACCAGCACUCUCAGGGACUGAUGGACUGGGGAAAAUCAUGACAAACUUCCACAGUGAGGAUGCUGAAAAUGAGAUGAUGAAACAAGACCUCAAGAGAGUUGAAAGUUUAGCCUUAGCUCUACAGCUGGCAAAAGAUCAGGUUCUGUAUAACAUGGUUAAAAAACAGCUGAAGAAACUGAAAGUCGGAGAACAGGCACGAUCAAUUAUUGAGAGGAAUUUGAAGGAGGAUCUUUCAAACAGGAGGAAAAUUCUGGAGGAUGAGAGGAAGGAGGAGGAACAGAUUAUCAGACAGUGUCAUGUCAAAGACAAGGAUACCUCUGUUAUGGAGGAUGAGCUGGAACGACUAGAUGCAAAAACCAACCAGAAAUUGGCUCGCAUUCAUGAGGAGGAAGGUGACUUCAUCAAAAAGGAGAUCAGCAAGCAAUCAGAACUCACAGAUAAAGAGAUCGAUGCCUUGAUGGAAAAGUUGUUAUCAGAAAUGUCAGAGGUUGACAGAAAACAAGCACUACAGUUGUUACGGCAACAAAGGGCACUUGAGGAGAGGUUGGCGAAGCGCAGACAGAUUAUAGCCAUGAGAAAGCUUCAGGACCAACAGGAGACUGAUGUUGUCAUUCAGAAUGUGGAGAGUCACGAAGAUGCUCUCAAACAGCUGGUGCAGGACGGGAAACUCCAGGAGAAGAAAAAGAACCAGAUUCUUAAUGAGUACAUGCAGGACCUCAACCGACUGACCAAAGCCAGAGAUCUGGAAUGUCAGAGACAACAGCUGGCUCUGGAGGAAAAACUUGCUAAGCGCCGGAGAAGGGAACUGCAGAAACUCUCGCAGGAACAGGAAAAGGAAGAGCAGUUCUUCUUACAGAACACGGAGAAAUCCACAGACACAAAAGGCCUGGCAGAUAACUAUCUGGAAUUAAAGGAGAAACACCAACUGGAAAUGGAUCAAAAAGAACUCCAACUGGACCAAGACGAAUUACAGGCACUGGACAAAAUCCGCAUGGAAGCAAUGGAGGUGAAGGAAAAGGAGAUUGAGAAUCAUAAUGAAAAAGUGGUUACCACAAUCACAGAAGUCGUAGGAGUGGAUCACAAGUUUGAUGUGGACAGACUGAUCAAGGCACACAAGAAGAGGAUGCAACAGUACGAAGAGGACAGAUUGGAAGAAAGGAACAAGUUUGCAGCGAGACUGAAAGAAAGACUAAAUGACAGAAUGGCAAAACUUGAGGAGGAGGAGGAAGCUCAACAGCAGGAACAGGAUGCUCUCGUCGUCCAGCAGACGGCAACCGUCAACAAAGUCCUCACAUCCAGUAUGGAGCUCGCAGAAGAGGCAAAGGAGAAGAUUUUAAGAGAACAUGAACACAACCUGCAAGUCAUCAACAACCAACUGCAAGUCAGUCGACUCAAGCAGCAGAAAAGCCUGGAGAACAAGUUGGCAGAAAAGCGAGCACGAAUGGCAGAGAUCAGACGCAAAAAAGAGGAAACUCUGAUGAACAAAGCGAAGGCAAAUCUGGUGGAGCGGGGAAAAUACCAACAGGAACUGGAUGCAGAGCUCCAGCUGGAGGAGAAACGUCUUGAGGAUGAGCGGCGGGCAGCGCUGGCUGCACUGAGGCGCAGAAUGGCCGCUGAGACUCAGGAGGCCCUGAAAGAGCAGGAGAAACGACUAGGAUUGUUGAUUGGUCGACUGGAGGUCGGAACAGCACGAAGACAGGCUAUACUCAGCAAGCAGGAUGCAACAUUACAAAAUCUACAGGAGCAGCUCGAGAACAAACUGACCAGAGAAGGAAGUCGCCUGACAGGGGUAGAUGUUAUAAUACAACAACAUUCGUCUCAAGUGGAUCAAUUAAACGACCAACUACAGCGGGCUCGAGAACACCAGGAAAAUCUUAUCAAGGAGAAAAUCAUGGCUAAGAAACAUCAAAAAGAAAUGGAACUAAGAGAGCAAAUUCAGGACGAUCGGGAAAUUAACAAAAAUUCUUCUAUUCGAAGACGAGGAGCAGGUAAAGCCAGUAAUAUCCUGAAUACUGCAUUCAUGGAGCAGCGUCACAAGAAACAAAGAGAAGAGCUGGAGAGUGAGAUGAAAUUAGAGUUAGAGAAAAGCAAGGAGGAACUCAAUCAACAGCUGGAGAAUGAGCUACAAACAGAACUGGAGAACCAGAGACGAGAAUUACUGACCCAGUUAACUGCAGCAAGCGGCAUGUCUCGAUCUGAAGUAGAAAGUACCAUUAAAUCGGCCGUUCAAGACACUGGUGGGAAUGAUAAGGCAGCCAAGAAGCUGGCGAAAGAGCUGAGGCAUGGAAUGGAGAGAGCGAAAACUGACAUGAACUACGGCAUGGAUGAGGAUUACCUAGCAUCGCGAGAUGUUUACGGAAUCGAUGACCUUCAGCCCGUCCAAGGUCGUCCUGCUUCAUCAGGGGGAAAGGUCAAAAAGGGAAAGAAGAAAAAACAGGGGCGUUCAGCUGUUGUUCCUGAACCAACCGAGGGGUGGACACACUAUGAUGACGACGAUGAUUUAUUGUGAGGGGACUCGUGGAAGGCCUAGGUUCAGGAGGGUGAUGAUGAUGAUGGUGAUGACGAUGAUGAUAAUGAUGAUGAUGAUGAUGAUGAUGAGUUGUAAGGGGACGGUGACCUAUUUAGAGGCUGUUAAGUUUAGACUCCUGACUAUUUAUAGUCUUCUGUAUAUUAACUCUGCUCAUACAAUUUAUAUGGAUAUACAUUUGUUUGUAUAAUUAAGACACAUUUUAUAUUGUUUACCAUAAUUAAGGCCAGAACUAAUUAGACAUACCAUUUUAUUUUGUGGAUAUGUGGGUAUUGUAAUGCUUUAUUUUUUGGUCUAAAUUAAUUUUUAUGUCCCCCCCCCCUACCCUUUGAAAAGAGGGGGGGGGGGGCAUAUUGUUUUGCACCUGUCAGUCGGUCUGUAUACCAAGUCUUCUCCACUCAAUAUCUUAGUACAUUUUAUUGAGACUGCUCUUUUUAUAAGGAAUGGUCACUAAAGGGAAAUGACCAAUAUUUUUAACCAACAAAAUCAGUGUGUUUACUGUGAAAAUAUUCUACAAGAUCUGGAGAAUUUAUGAUUUAUAUAAUUUCUUGGAAGUUGUAAAAAUGACAGCUUUAGUAAUCUGUCAGUCUGAGAUUGGUCAGGCUAUCAGCUGGAAGAGAACAUUGUAUUAGUUAAAACACAAUUUUAUUUUGUUAUUUUUGUCAUUACUUUAAUUAUAUUAACACGAAUGAUAGAAGCACACUGUAUAUACUAUAUAACCUUGGUGUAUUGAUUUGAAAUACUGCUUCAUGAAUUCACCAAGAUCAACACUUUAUGCUUUUUUUCUCGCUCAUCUAAAAGACGGGCUCAGAAUGUAUCUAAAUUAUUAAUUUUGCACAGGGUCUAUCGUGAAGAAGCAGUGAGAAAGCGAUAGGUUUUAUGAUAAUUAUUUAUCUCCCAAUUCAUUACAAUUAAGCUGAUUAAUAGAUGGUCCUUGUUGUCCAGUUUAAUGCAUGGACUUCUUGCUUCCUAACAUAAUAUCCCAAUAGAUACAUUACUUGAUAUUUACGCUGUAUAAUUCACAUUAGUUCCCUAAUUAUCAGCAAAUCUUAUCGUAUUUUUGGAUCAUUGAGAUUAUUGUAUUGUGAUAUUACAUUGUGAUUUGCAUUUUUCAUCAUAUCAAUCACUGUUUGCAAUCGAUCAUGACGUGAUUAGAAAUUCUUUGUCAUCUAAUAUUGUAUGAUGAGGUCACUGGAUUAAUGUAUCUAUAGAACUGCUUGUGAUUAUUGAAUGCGACAUUGAUAUUGUCUCUGUGAUUCUGUCUCUCUGUGAUUGCAUGUGUUAUAUUUCGGGAUAUUUGUGAAUAUUUUAAUUUACUCGGCUGUUAUGUUUCGGGAUAUUUGUGAUUUUAACAUGGGGCUGUCAUAUUUUGUGAAUAUUUUAACUGGGGCUGUCAUAUUUCGGGAUAUUUGUGAAUAUUUUAAUUUACUCGGCUGUUAUGUUUCGGGAUAUUUGUGAUUUUAACAUGGGGCUGUUAUAUUUUGGGAUAUUUGUGAAUAUUUUAACUGGGGAUGUAAAUUUUUGAGAUAUUUGUGAAUAUUUUAACUGGGGCUGUAAUAUUUUGGGAUAUUUGUGAAUAUUUUGACUGGGGGUGUAAUAUUUUGGGAUAUUUGUGAAUAUUUCAACUAGGGCUUUUAUAUUUUGGGGUAUAUUUGUGAAUAUUUUGCCUGGGUUUUUUAUAUUUUGGGGUAUAUUUGUGAAUAUUCUAACUGGGACUGUUAUAUUGUAAAUAUUAUAACUAUAGGGUUGUUAUAUUUUGGGGUAUAUUUGUGAAGAUUAUUUCUGGGGCUGUUUACACCCCUGUCCAGAACAGCAGCUUCAAUGUCCUUCACUACACACAAUUUCGUCUCCAUUUCAUAGUGAAGAUUAUUCCUGUUGUUGUAAUGAUUGGCAUAUCUGUUUUUGUUUUAAUUUUUAGCGUUUUAGAACUGGAAACAAUACAACUGACCUUCCUAGCUCUUCAAUUUCUGGGUCAACAGAGUCAUUCUGGCGUCCUGUUAUAAUCAGGGUCAGUCAGUUGUCUUCCACCAUCAGUUAGAGACAGCAAUGUGUCUUUUCAAAAACCUUUAAUUUUGUCAAUUCUUAUUCAAACUCAGGUUAACAUAUGAGAAUUACAUUUUUUAAGGAUGGACCCAAUUCCCCUAAUCAUCGGGUCUUAAGAGCAGGGCUAGCUUGCUAUGAUCUAAAUACACUAUAUAUCGAUCAUCAUACUUUUCUGUAAGUGAUCCUUAGUAGCCAUGGAACUUAAAUCUCUUACCCCCAGGUCAUUAAUUUCACAAUCCUUGGAGGGGGUCAUACAUGUAUGCCUAAUAUGACUGACAGAAUGUACAUAUGUAUUUAUAUUACCGGUAAUGAUCAAAGAGGUUCAUGACCUGAGGUUAAGGGACUUGUGUUAUAGUCAUUCUGAGGCGAGAUAGGGACAACUCAUAUACAAUUAUACAUGUAUUUAUUUUCAAUAUGCUCAUUCAUAUAACAUGAUGUGCAAAAAAAGACGGCAUCCACCUCAUUUAUGUAUUUUUUAUGUUUAAUUAUUGCUAAUAUUGAUUUGAAAUCCAAGAUUACUACUAGGGGGAUUAACUAACGUACAACAUACUUCCCUGUGUCAUUCAGUGGAACAUCCACUUUCUGUGGUACCAGUCGACCAUCAAGCCCGUCUAUAUGUAGCUCUCAAUGCACCCAGAUAAUAUUUAGCUGACUUGAACACAUUAUAAUGCAUUGCAACACUUUUUUAUUUGGAAGGAUUUUACAACUUUAUUCAUUUUGCAUUAUGUGAUCUUUUUCAAUAAACUAUUCAAAUAGUCA